Messenger RNA from Raphanus sativus (radish), 1324 nucleotides. RefSeq names its product LRR receptor-like serine/threonine-protein kinase FLS2. The record is from RefSeq and is a predicted model, not a curated record. Bases 1 to 1230 code for a protein of 409 amino acids. The transcript is spliced from 4 exons. Gene Ontology annotation, molecular function: protein binding. NCBI's taxonomy places the organism in Eukaryota, Viridiplantae, Streptophyta, Magnoliopsida, Brassicales, Brassicaceae.
AUGCCCACCCCUAGUUGUAAUGACGUCGAGUUAGGUUUCACCGUUGAGGAAGAAGAGAACGAUCUCAUCACAUGCAAAACGCACCGCGCAAGUGAGGCAACAUUAUCUGGGACUAGCUCUUAUGGCGAAAGCUUUUUCACCGGAACUAUCUCACCGUCGCUGGCUAAACUUGAGCACCUCGAAGCUCUCUCCUUCAUCUACUUUCUAAAGGUCUCUGUACCAUUUCCCCAAUUCAUUUUCCGAUUACCGAAGCUGAAGUAUCUUACCAUCAACGCUAAUCGUCUCACCGGACCCCUUCCCGCCAACAUUGGCGCGCUAAGCCAGCUGGUUGAACUCGAUCUCGGGGAAAACCGGUUAACCGGUCCGAUCCCGAGUUCCAUAUCCAAUUUGACACGGUUAACUCUUCUCAAUCUUGGCGGGAAUCGUCUCUCGGGCACCAUCCCAAAUAUUUUCAAAUCCAUGACACACCUAGCGUCUCUCGAUCUCUCCCGCAAUGGAUUUUCAGGAGAAAUUCCUCCAUCAACUGCGUCUCUCGCGGGGCGUCUCGUGCAACUCUUUCUGAGCGGGAACAAUCUCUCGGGGACCAUUCCUAACUAUUUUUCAGGGUUCAAUAGCCUGGCCGUAGUGGAUCUUUCGAGGAAUCAGUUUUAUGGGGCCGUGCCCAUGUUUAAAAUUGUUUCCCAUCUCAACCUCUCCCACAAUCUUCUAACCGGCCCAUUCCCUGCCUUGAAGAAGGCCUACGACGGCGGCAUCGCCGCUCUCGAUCUGUCCUACAACAAAUUUAACCUGAAAAAGAUUCCAAAAUGGGUCACUUCCUCCCAGUUCAUAUUUAACUUGAAGCUUGUUAAAUGCGGGAUCAAGAUGAACAUGAACAAGUGGAAGCCAGUGAGACCCACUUCUUAUUUUUCCAUCGAUCUCUCUGAAAACAAUAUCUCAGGGACUCCUUCAAUGUUCCUAAGCCAGGCCGAGAAUCUUCAGGAGUUCCAAGCGUCCGGUAACAAACUCCGAUUUGACAUGGGGAACCUAAAUUUCUCCCAGUUUCUGACAGUCAUGGAUCUUUCGAGGAACUUGGUAUAUGGGAAGGUGCCCCCAUCGGUGGCUGGAGUCGAAAAAUUGAACUUGAGUCAUAACCAUCUAUGUGGACAACUCCCUGUUACUAAGUUUCCAGCCAGCGUUUUCGCCGGCAACGACUGUCUCUGCGGCUUUCCACUUUCUCCUUGCAAAGCUUAGCCCCCACAACAACAAAACAACUUCUUUGUAUUUGAAUUUUUACUACUAUCAGACAGACGUGUACGUCCAAAUAAGAUUUGUAUUUUUCACUAUA